This is a messenger RNA of Arvicanthis niloticus (Nile rat), 2871 nucleotides long. RefSeq names its product serine incorporator 1 (gene Serinc1). The record is from RefSeq and is a predicted model, not a curated record. NCBI's taxonomy places the organism in Eukaryota, Metazoa, Chordata, Mammalia, Rodentia, Muridae. Gene Ontology annotation, cellular component: membrane.
GGAAGUGACGCAGGCGAAGCUGAGGGGCGGGUGCGUCUGCGCCGGAAGUGCCUGCCAGACAGUAAAUAAGCCCAGAAAAAGGAGGAAAGAAGCUGUCUCCAUCUUGUCGGCACGCGCUGGGCUGGUGACGCUGCGGCGAUGGGGAGCGUUCUGGGACUGUGCUCCGUGGCGAGCUGGAUCCCAUGUUUGUGUGGCAGUGCCCCGUGUUUGCUGUGCCGAUGCUGCCCCAGUGGGAACAACUCCACUGUGACUAGAUUGAUCUACGCACUUUUCUUGCUUGUCGGAGUGUGUGUAGCUUGUGUCAUGUUAAUACCAGGAAUGGAAGAACAACUGAAUAAGAUUCCUGGGUUCUGUGAGAAUGAGAAAGGUGUUGUUCCUUGUAAUAUUCUGGUUGGCUACAAAGCUGUGUAUCGCCUGUGUUUUGGCCUGGCCAUGUUCUAUCUUCUCCUUUCUUUACUAAUGAUCAAGGUGAAAAGCAGCAGUGACCCUAGAGCCGCAGUCCACAAUGGAUUCUGGUUCUUUAAAUUUGCUACAGCAGUUGCAAUUAUUAUUGGCGCAUUCUUCAUCCCGGAAGGCACUUUUACAACUGUGUGGUUUUAUGUAGGCAUGGCGGGUGCCUUUUGUUUCAUCCUUAUACAACUAGUCUUACUAAUUGAUUUUGCCCAUUCUUGGAAUGAAUCAUGGGUUGAAAAAAUGGAAGAAGGGAACUCAAGAUGUUGGUAUGCAGCCCUGUUGUCAGCUACAGCUCUGAAUUAUUUGCUGUCUUUAGUUGCCAUCAUCCUAUUCUUUGUCUACUAUACUCACCCAGCCAGCUGUGCAGAAAACAAGGCGUUCAUCAGUGUCAACAUGCUCCUCUGCAUUGGAGCAUCUGUAAUGUCUAUACUGCCCAAGAUCCAAGAAUCACAACCAAGAUCUGGCUUGUUGCAGUCUUCAGUAAUUACAAUCUACACAAUGUAUUUGACAUGGUCUGCUAUGACCAAUGAACCAGAAACAAAUUGCAAUCCAAGUUUACUAAGCAUCAUUGGCUUCAAUACCACCAGUCCUAUCCCAAAGGACGGACAGUCUGUUCAGUGGUGGCAUCCUCAAGGAAUCAUAGGACUCGUCCUCUUCCUGCUGUGUGUGUUUUACUCGAGCAUCCGUACCUCCAACAACAGUCAGGUUAAUAAGCUGACUCUAACAAGUGAUGAGUCAACCCUGAUCGAGGAUGGGAAUGGCAGAAGUGACGGUUCACUAGAUGAUGGUGAUGGUGUCCACCGAGCUAUAGACAAUGAAAGGGACGGAGUCACUUACAGUUACUCCUUCUUUCACUUCAUGCUCUUCCUGGCUUCGCUUUACAUCAUGAUGACCCUCACCAACUGGUACAGGUAUGAGCCUUCUCGUGAGAUGAAGAGUCAGUGGACAGCAGUCUGGGUGAAAAUCUCUUCCAGUUGGAUUGGCCUUGUGCUGUAUGUGUGGACACUGGUGGCACCACUUGUUCUUACAAAUCGGGAUUUUGACUGAAUGGGAUGUCUGGCAUGAGUCUCACUUUGGCCAUUGUUCAUUUGACAGUAACAGUAUUCCCAGUUUUUGUAAAGUUGUAUGUGCUGUUGUGUAACACUCUUUUUUUCUCUUGCAUGAAAUAGAUUUACUCUGCCAUUUUAUCUAUGUUCUUGCUAAGUAUAUGAUGAUAUGAAUUGCAAUGGGAGAAUUUUGAAUAUUGUGGGAAAGAUGGACAUUGAUAGGCAUAUCAUCUGCUCUGUACAUAUGGUAUUAAAACUGAAAACAAAAGUUCUUGACAAUUGGGUUUCAAAAUUGUGUUAGAACUUAUGCUCUUUUAGAAACAUUAAGUAUAUGGCUGCCUUUUGAAAUACUUCCUGUGUUGUUGCCUUACAGAGGACUACAAAUACAAAGCAAAUAGCUGUUUUACAAUUAUGUAAAUAAGCCACAAGCUAGUUGUCUGAAAACUGUAAGUCACUUUAAUUUUGUCAGAAUGUUCUAUUACUAGGCCCAGGAUGUUCCAUGUUUAGUGGAAAAUAGUAUAGGAAGUGGGGGGAAACUAAGCAGUAGACAAGAGCCUUCACAGAAAGUCAUUGGUAAUGGGUUUUAAAGGAGGUACUUAGAUCAUGAUUUUCUCUGUAAGUAUGGUCUUCACCAAAAAAAUGAAUGCUUUGCUCUUUGUGAACACAAAAUUACGGAUUUCAUGGAGAUAUUAACUCUGCAUUUACACAAGGUUUUGAAAAGGAUAUUGUGUUAGAAAAAUUUGAAACUAAAAGUUUCCCAAACAAAAUGGGAAACUUAAAAGGACAAAAAAUAUUAGGCUUGGGUUAGGAACUUAAGAUAAAGUCUAGUCCAGUUCUUAUUUUAAAAGUCAACUAGCUCAAAAGCUAGUUAAUAACAAAGUUGGAUACCAAAAAUAGCCAACACUAUGACAUAAAAACUUUGUAUUCAAAAUAUACAAUUCACUUUAUAAAUUAUUAACGGUAGAUAAUUUGUGUAAAAUGUAUUGCUGCUAUCCAGCAUGCCGUUUUUUUUUUUUUUUUAAUCCAGACACAAGGCCAGGAGGAUAAUUAACUGAGGAAUAGACAACUCACCUUACACUACAUAUUUAGCCAUGCUUAAAAUGUAAUGUUUGUGUUUACUGCCAUGCAAUUGAUAUAAUAAUUCAACUUGAAAGUCAGGAUGCCACUUAAUUUAGAUAAAAAUGCUUAGUUAUUUAUGUUAGUAUCUAGCUAAAAAACUUUUAAAGAUCUAUAUGCUUCUUUAAAAAUAUUUAUUGUGCAAAUGAAAUAUAGCAAUUCAUCUUAAUUUUCCAACCUUACUCUGUGUUAAUACUUUGUUUCACAAUUUUGAAUGGCUGUGUUCUGUCUAUUAAAUAAAUGAAUUCAAAGAAAA